GUCAGAAAAACCCCUCGGAGAGGAUUGCUGGUCUUCGUCAUGGGCUGGAGGACACAUGACCGAAUCUUAGAAGGAAAAUCAAAUGUGCAAUUGCAUUAUUUCGACGGAAUAAAAAGAAAGAAGGUUUUGGAGAGGUUGACUUGGACAAUCUUGGAAGGGAAGAGAUAAUAUGACAAAUUGGCUUGAAAGAAGAACCAUCACCCAUACCUCACCGUCGAUUCAUCUGCUAAGCUCUACUAUCACCAAAGUAGCAAUCUAUGUCCAUAAAGAGACUUACCAUGACUGGACUAGCUCCAAACUUCUUUGAACUACAUUCCACAUUAUACGCGUCCCCAAGCCCCAAUAUUGUACUCCAAGAACCGCACAUGCUGAACAUCUCCGCCCCUCGGCAUCGCGUCAAUACUCUACGCACCUUCCCAUAUGACGACCCUCCGAGAUUCCAUGCCCGAUAUUCGUAAUGCCCAGCUCGCCCCGGAUUGACUUACCUGGGAAACCUGGGGAAUUCCAAAACCUGUGCCUGCGGGGAUGUUCCCUGAAGGAGAGAAACGGCCGGCAAGAGAGAAACGGCUGGCAAUCAAGUGCACUACCUAGGCAUCUCGUGAAUCAGGCCACACACAGCGAGGUACCUGCAUUGCCAUGUGAAGAGCAACUGGUUCCGUGUAGGGAGGUUGUCAUGUUCUGGGAUGUGGGAGAGAGCAGA
This is a messenger RNA of Mytilinidion resinicola, 700 nucleotides long. RefSeq lists its product as uncharacterized. Lineage: Eukaryota; Fungi; Ascomycota; Dothideomycetes; Mytilinidiales; Mytilinidiaceae. The transcript has a single exon. Bases 279 to 458 code for a protein of 59 amino acids. The record is from RefSeq and is a predicted model, not a curated record.